UUGCUUACAGUCAAAUACAUGACCAUGGGGGAUAUGAAGACCCCAGAUUUCGACGACCUUCUCGCAGCCUUUGACAUACCAGACAUGGUUGAUCCAAAAGCAGCUAUUGAAUCUGGACAUGAUGACCAUGACAGCCACAUCAAACAAAAUGCUCACCCGGAAGAAGAUUCUCAUGCCCCAUCAUCAUCUGACGUCGGUGUGAGCGUCAUUGUGAAAAAUGUGCGUACUAUUGAUUCUUCCGAAGGAGUGGACAAGGACGGCCACCACUCCACAGGCAAUGGCUUGCAUAACGGUUUUCUAACGUCGUCAGCUCUUGAUAGUUACAGUAAAGAUGAGGGGAAGACACUUAAAGAUGACGGGUCAGCUUCUGAGACUACACUGAAGGAUUCAGCUUUCAACCAGUUUAGCCCAAUAUCAAGUGCUGAAGAAUUUGAUGAUGAUGAAAAAAUUGAGGUGGAUGACCCUCCGGAUAAAGAGGAGAUGCGAGCAAAUUUCAGAGCAAAUGUGUUGGCGGGAUCUGUAUCUCAGCAGGAGUAUGACAAACUAAAGGCACUUGGAGGGGAGAACUUGAUUAAAUCUGGAAUCCCAGUUUCAAGUAGUAUAGAUAAAAAUAAAGUUGCAAAACGAGAGACAGAGUCAAACUCCAUGAAUUUAAGUGUCUAUGAGCCUUUUAAAGCUCGAAAAACAGAGGACAAGUUGCUGAAAGACAAUUCUGAGAAGCUCCUUGAGAACAGGGUACUUGAUGGAAAACUGGGUGCUGAAAAAAAUGAAACAAAUCUUGCCAGCAUUUCACAGUCCAAAGCAAAGUCAUCAGCAAAGCUUUCUUCGUGCAUUGCUGCGAUUGCAGCACUGAGUGCUAAAAAGGCAGCUACAGAUACCAGUAAAGAUUUACAGUCUAAUUCAGGAGAAUCUUCUCCGCUACCAAAAGACAUGAGUGAAAGUCCCCGGGCCAUUGAAAAAUCCCCUGAAUCUCAGAGUCUCAUUGAUGGUGCUAAAAAGCCAUCUAUAAAGCCACCCGAUAGUCCCAGAAGUGUGUCGAGUGAAAACAGUAGCAAAGGGUCUCCAUCUUCUCCUGCAGGGUCAACACCAGCAAUUCCUAAAGUUCGCAUAAAAACCAUCAAGACUUCUUCUGGGGAGAUCAAGAGAACUGUUACCAGGGUGUUGCCAGAAGUGGAUUUCGACUCUGGUAAAAAACCGGAGCAGACAUCUUCUAUGGUGACUUCCAUGACGUCCCUCCUGUCCUCGCCAAAUUCUGCUGCUGUGCUUUCCUCUCCCCCUAGAGCUCCUCUCCAGUCCACGGUUGUCACCAACGCCGUUGCAUCUGCAGAACUCGCACCGAAGCAGGUCACCAUCAAGCCCGUGGCUACUGCCUUUCUCCCCGUUUCAGCAGUUAAAACCGCAGGUUCACAAGUUAUUAAUUUGAAGCUCGCUAACAACACUACAGUGAAAGCCACUGUAAUAUCCGCUGCUUCCGUGCAGAGCGCCAGUAGCGCCAUCAUAAAAGCUGCCAAUGCCAUACAGCAGCAGACUGUUGUGGUGCCAGCAUCGAGCCUUGCCAGUGCGAAACUCGUGCCAAAGACGGUCCAUCUUGCCAACCUUAAUCUCCUGCCUCAAGGUGCUCCAACCACCUCUGAACUCCGCCAAGUGCUAACGAAACCUCAGCAGCAAAUAAAGCAGGCAAUAAUUUCUGCAGCAGCCUCACAGCCUUCUAAAAAAGUGUCUCGAGUCCAGGUGGUGUCAUCUUUGCAAAGUUCUGUAGUGGAGGCGUUCAAUAAGGUGCUGAGCAGUGUCAACCCUGUACCGGUUUACAUCCCAAACCUUAGUCCCCCCGCCAACGCCGGAAUCACGCUACCGACGCGAGGUUACAAGUGUCUGGAGUGCGGCGACUCGUUUGCUCUCGAGAAGAGCCUGACCCAGCACUAUGACAGGAGGAGCGUGCGCAUUGAAGUGACCUGUAACCAUUGCACAAAGAACUUGGUUUUCUACAAUAAGUGCAGUCUUCUUUCCCACGCUCGUGGGCACAAGGAAAAAGGAGUUGUAAUGCAGUGUUCUCACCUGAUUUUAAAGCCAGUCCCAGCAGAUCAAAUGAUAGCAUCUCCUUCAAGCAAUACUGCUGCGUCCAUGCUUCAAAGCCCGGUGGGAGCUGGCACGCACAGCGUGACAAAGAUACAGUCUGGCGUAACAGGGACAGUGAUAUCGGCCCCGGCGAGCACACCCGUCAUUCCCGCUAUGCCGCUGGACGAAGAUCCCUCAAAACUCUGUAGGCACAGUCUGAAGUGUUUGGAGUGUAACGAAGUUUUCCAAGACGAGACGUCUCUUGCCACUCAUUUCCAGCAGGCUGCAGACACGAGUGGACAAAAGACAUGCAAUAUCUGCCAGAUGCUGCUUCCUAACCAGUGCAGUUUUGCAUCACACCAGAGAAUUCAUCAGCAUAAAUCUCCAUACACGUGUCCCGAAUGUGGAGCAAUCUGCAGAUCUGUCCACUUCCAGACUCAUGUCACUAAGAACUGCCUGCAUUAUACCCGAAGAGUUGGUUUUCGCUGCGUGCAUUGCAAUGUUGUGUACUCUGACGUGGCGGCACUCAAGUCUCACAUUCAAGGUUCUCACUGUGAAGUCUUUUACAAGUGUCCUAUCUGCCCCAUGGCAUUCAAAUCUGCUCCCAGCACACACUCCCAUGCCUACACACAACACCCGGGUAUCAAGAUAGGCGAACCAAAAAUAAUAUAUAAAUGCUCUAUGUGUGACACUGUGUUUACUCUACAACCUUUGCUCUAUCGCCACUUUGAUCAGCACAUUGAAAACCAGAAGGUGUCUGUUUUCAAGUGUCCAGACUGUUCUCUUCUGUAUGCACAGAAACAGCUUAUGAUGGAUCACAUCAAGUCUAUGCAUGGAACUUUGAAAAGCGUUGAGGGGCCACCAAACCUGGGGAUAAAUCUGCCUCUCAGCACUAAACCCACAAUGCAGAACUCAGCUGGCCACAACAAAGAGGACUCAAAAUCUGUCAACGGAACGGAGAAGCUGGAGAAGAAAUCUCCUUCUCCCUUGAAGAAAGCAGAGGCUAAAAAAGUUGCUACUCCUGGCUGGACGUGUUGGGAGUGUGACAGGCUCUUCACUCAGAGAGACGUCUACAUCUCGCACAUGAGGAAAGAACAUGGAAAGCAAAUGAAGAAGCAUCCGUGUCGACAGUGUGACAAAUCUUUCAGUUCAUCCCAUAGUUUAUGUCGUCACAAUCGUAUCAAGCACAAAGGCAUUAGGAAGGUUUAUACGUGCUCGCACUGCCCAGAUUCAAGACGUACUUUUACCAAGCGGUUGAUGCUGGAAAAACAUAUCCAGUUGAUGCAUGGCAUUAAAGACCCUGAUGUGAAAGAAAUGACUGAAUCUACCAAUAUGGAAGAAAGGGAAGUAAAAGAAGACACAAAGGUUCCUAGUCCAAAGCGUAAAUUAGAAGAGCCUGUACUGGAAUUCAGGCCUCCACGAGGUGCGAUCACUCAGCCACUGAAGAAGCUAAAGAUCAAUGUUUUUAAAGUUCACAAGUGCGCUGUUUGUGGCUUCACAACAGAAAAUCUUCUCCAGUUUCACGAACAUAUUCCUCAGCACAAAUCUGAUGGCUCCUCCUACCAGUGCAGGGAAUGCGGACUCUGCUACACGUCUCACGUGUCCCUCUCCAGGCAUCUCUUCAUCGUACAUAAGCUGAAGGAGCCUCAGCCGGUAUCGAAACAAAAUGGGUCUGGGGAGGAUAAUCAGCAAGAAAACAAACCGAGUGCCGAGGAUGAAUUCUCUGACAGUUCGGCAUCAGACCGGAGAUGCAAAGUGUGCGCAAAGACUUUCGAAACUGAAGCGGCCUUAAACACUCACAUGCGAACACAUGGCAUGGCCUUCAUUAAGUCAAAAAGAAUGAGUUCAGCUGACAAGUGAUGGGAUGGUUUGGGACGCAGAAAUCUCUCUCCACAUUGGAAUACUAAUGACAUUUUUGCUACAGAAAGUUCAAGGUAUAAUAGUGUUAGCAGUACUGUUCAGGCUGUUGCAAUAUAUUCUGCAUAAAGGUGUCCCCUUCACCUCAUUGUCUAUACCCUCAAAACCAUUGAAGCAGUAUUUGAGUUGAAAAGAAUUUGUAUAUAUUUAAACUAAUAACUUUUAUACUCUUUGUUAUGUGUUUGUAUCGGUAUCUAGUGGAAAAAUUGGGUUUUUCUGUUUUGUUUCUGUUUUUUUUUUCUAGUAAGUUUCUUUAAAACAGAGUUCUGAAUGCUGGGGCAGUCCCUUGGGUUCAACUGUUUCUUGUUUGAAUGCCUCCCAGAGAAAGUUUAGCUGACAGAACAGCAUCAGAAGGCAGUGCUUGGGGGGCAGUGGGGAUGGGAAGCAAGCUACGGGACGACUUUAAAUUCUGUGACCUUCAGCUUCUACAUGAUUAAGGAAGCUUUUAAACUU
Molecule: messenger RNA, 4425 nt
Organism: Mesitornis unicolor (brown roatelo)
Lineage: Eukaryota; Metazoa; Chordata; Aves; Mesitornithiformes; Mesitornithidae
Gene: ZNF532
Product: zinc finger protein 532
Exons: 8
Coding region: 19-3915 (1298 amino acids)
Source: RefSeq, a predicted model, not a curated record